Molecule: messenger RNA, 1620 nt
Organism: Ostertagia ostertagi
Lineage: Eukaryota; Metazoa; Nematoda; Chromadorea; Rhabditida; Trichostrongylidae
Source: the annotation of a GenBank genome assembly
AUGCCCUUUGGGAGGCCGUUGAUGCCACGGGGUAGGCCCAGGUACACCAAGAGCACGACAGCUCCGGGGUUGGCCAAAACCGCUCGUUCACAUACGCUAGGUGGUAGCGUAAUUGUAGUCGCAUUCCGUUUGUUGCGACUAGUCUUGAACGUCGACUCCAUGUCUAACUUACGUGGGCACAAGAGCCGUUUAACAUCAGCGGUCGGUACUCUUUCAAAGACAAUUUCCUCUGUCGAUUUAACUUAUUUAACUUCCUUAGAUACUUCAACGGCACCAGAGAUCCAGCUCCGAGAGAUCAUCCGUCGCAGAGCAACAAUUACUGGCAAAAAGUUUGCCAUCCAACGUGCGUUGGAAGUCGUGAAAGAGCGCUACAAUGCUCUCAUGCUUUUUGUGCAAAGUCGGGAAGAUAGCUCUUCGCUAAGCGAAGAAAUCGAUCAGUUUUGGAGCCAACUUUAUGGCGAAAAGUUUGAGCAAGACGCGACAGAAACAAUACUGGCGCUCGACACCCAACUCACCAUAGACGAAGCGUUAGAAACAUCACUUCGAUCACAGAUUACAGAAAAUAUCACGCACGCCGCAGCAACUCUUGCUAUUUCAGAUUCUCCUGGUCGCCUCAAUUCGUCUAGCGACCCCCCGUCGGAAUCUAACAGGGAAAAUCCGCAUCAGCUAUCGUUUAACUACUCCACCCCUCAUCAGUCGGUUCCCCUCGUGCAGCCUAUUCAACUCCGCAGGUUGGAAUUGCCGACGUUUGAUGGAGACGUCACACAGUUUCAUGAUUUUUGGUGCCGCUUUAAAGCUGCAGUGCAUGACAAUGACUCGCUCUCUCUUGCAACCAAGUUUAUUUACUUGACCAACUCUCUCAGAGGACCUGCUGCGCUCAUCAUACAAGGGUAUGACCCUUCAAAGUCGGAAAACUAUCACCUUGCGGUUCAAACUCUCAAAAAACGUUAUGAUCGCCCGCAGUUUACUCAUAAUCUAUUUCAUCACAAAUUAGAACAACUUCCUACUUCUUCAAUUUCAGCUUCUUCACAGCGAGACACCCUUUCGCACAUCCAAUCUUAUGUUUUACAACUUAAUCGCUUUGAGGAUACAACAACGUCAUUGUCUCUCAUGAAACUCAUCAGGAAGAAAUUUCCACGUGACACGCAAAUGGAGGUUAAUAAACUUGAGCACAGAUCAGGCAAGAUUUGGACGCUCCCAGAGCUUCUGGAUGGCUUCAAUGAAGUCAUCGAGGAACUUGAACAGCUGGAAGAUCAUCAGGCGUCCAUCCUCAAUCCUAAGACAAGAAAACAACGCCCUGUCGUUAUUCUGCUAGACACUGGAGCACAAACCAGCUUUAUCAGUAAAGCAGCAGUCGAAGAACAUCAGCUUGACGUGUUUGAGCAAGAUCUACUUACCACAUAUUCGUUUGGAGCUGUGAGCACAACAGAACACUCUGGCAAGUCCUACAUCACUUUAAUUGAUCGACACAAUCAGCCGAUAUCGCUUGUGCUGCACACCAAAGAUAGGCUUACUAUUCCAUCUCCACCAACUCGUUUAACGGAAGAAGAUCGAGAAAUCCUUCGUUUACUCAAUGUGUCGCUGCAGUCGCUUACAGCCGUUCGUCCGGUCCCCGCCUGA